Molecule: messenger RNA, 2747 nt
Organism: Phyllostomus discolor (pale spear-nosed bat)
Lineage: Eukaryota; Metazoa; Chordata; Mammalia; Chiroptera; Phyllostomidae
Gene: GAB3
Product: GRB2 associated binding protein 3
Exons: 11
Coding region: 251-2179 (642 amino acids)
Source: RefSeq, a predicted model, not a curated record
GCCGGGCUCUUGUUCGAAGGGGCUUCCCGAUUUUUGCUGCCUGCUUCCCCCCCGCGGUCUCUCGCCGCGGGCGGUGGCGCCCGUCCCCUCCCAGGGGGGCGCGGCGGCCGGAGGCGGGGGUCGCGGCGGCCGCACGGGGCGGCGCUGGGAGGGCGGGCGCUGGGCCCGCCCCGUCGGCAUCCCUGGCCCGACUUCCUCCGGCCGCGGCCGGCCGACCCAGCUGGAGGAAGCGGCGGCAGCGGCGGCCACGAUGAGUUCGGGCGACGCUGUGUGCACCGGCUGGCUCGUCAAGUCUCCACCCGAGAGGAAACUGCAGCGCUACGCCUGGCGCAAGCGCUGGUUUGUCCUCCGACGGGGCCGCAUGAGUGGCAACCCUGACGUCUUGGAGUACUACAGGAACAAACACUCGAGCAAGCCCAUUCGUGUGAUAGACCUCAGCGAGUGUACAGUGUGGAAGCAUUCAGGCCCUGGCUUCGUUCGGAAGGAAUUUCAAAAUAAUUUUGUGUUCAUUGUUAAGACUACAUCUCGUACAUUCUAUCUGGUGGCCAAGACUGAGGCAGAAAUGCAGGCAUGGGUAUACAGCAUCACUCAGGUCUGCAACUUCGGCCACCUGGAGGGUGGUGCAGCAGAUUCCAUGGAGAGCCUCUCUCACACGCCCUGCUCCCUCCAGCCAUCCUCUGCCAGCUCCCUUCACACUGCCCAUGCUGUCAGCUCCUCCUUGCCAAGAGAUGACCCAAACUCUAAUACUGUAGCCACUGAGGAAACCAGAAGUGAGUCAGAGUUUCCCUUACUUCCUGAUUAUCUGAUUCUGUCCAACUGUGAGACUGGAAGACUGCACCAUGCCAGUUUACCCACCAGAUGUGACAGCUGGUCAAACUCAGACCGUUCAUUGGAACAGACUUCAUCUGAUGAUGUUUUUGUUGAUGGCCUGCAGUCACUGCACUAUGUUAACUUGGCCGACCCCUUAACCCGUCGCAAUGGAUCUCAGGAGGUGCCUUACUAUGCGAGGCCUCGGAAUGGAUCUCAGGAGGUGCCUUACUAUGCGAGGCCUCGGAAUGGAUCUCAGGAGGUGCCUUACUAUGCGAGGCCUCGGAAUGGAUCUCAGGAGGUGCCUUACUAUGUGAGGCCCCGGAAUGGGUCUCAGGAGGUGCCUUACUACGCAAGGCCUCGGGCUUCCCUGAUAUGCAAUAGAGAUAGCAAUGGGCCAUACAGGGACCACGUUUCUUCACCAUUGCUAGAAACUUCCUUAAAUUCCACCAUUCAGGUAGAUAAAAACCAAGGUUCCUUACCCUAUGGGGCAACAACACUAGACCUUGUGCCCAACGUGCCACCUCCUCGCCCCCCUAAACCAAUCCAUCUCUCUGAACGGCGCCAAGAGGAGCGGCUCCAGUGGAGUGGACACAGCAGUAUCAAGAAGCCAGAAUGUACUACAACACCAAGAAGAAUUUCUCUCUCUGGCUUAGAUAACAUGAGACCCUGGAAAGCUGAUGUAGAAGGCCAAUCCUUAAGACAGCGAGACAAGCGGCAUAGUUUAAAUUUGCCAUGCAGAUCCUCUCCAAUGUGCCCUACAGCUUCAACCAGUGAUGAAGACAGCUAUGUGCCUAUGGCCCCCCUGGGUGCCAUCUCUUGUCUCAAAACUGAGUCCAACUCUGAUGACUACAUCCCAAUGAGCUCAGGAAGCUUCUCCAGCCCACUGCCCGAGCUACCUGCAAACCUGGAACCUCCCCCAGUAAAUAGAGAUCUCAAGCCUCAGAGGAAACCACGGUCACCUCCCCUAGACCCGAGAAACCUUUCUACCAUCCGGGAACACACAUCUCUAACCAGGACCCACACCGUGCCUUGCAAUCGGACGAGGUUUCUCUCUCCAGAAAGAAAUGGUAUUAAUUCUGCAAGAUUUUUUGCCAGUUCUGUUUCCAGAGAAGAGAAAGAGAGCAACACUCAAAUGGGGCAACACCAAACAGUCAACUCCCGGAGCAGUGGUGCUCUGAUGCGGACAAAGAAAUGCAACCUAGAUUAUUUAGCCCUGGACUUCAAUUCAGCAUCACCAGCCCCAGUACAGCAGAAACUUCUUUCAGAAGAACACAAAGUCGACUAUGUCCAAGUGGAUGAGCAGAAGACACAAGCUCUCCAGAACACCAAGCAGGAGUGGACCGAUGAGAGGCAAUCCAAAGUUUUUUGAAAAAGAGCCAAUCGGUAAACGUUGCAGAGAUCCUCCAGAUUCCUUGGCCAAAAGCAUCGUCAUUGGUCCUUCUAAAUCUCAGAACAACCACCACCUUUGAAACUUGUAAACUCUCAGCCUUUGAGAUAGUCACAGAAUGCCCAAUAUUCCUAGCUCCUGCCUCUUUUGAUCCACAGCUGAUAAAAAGAUAUACCUCAGUAUUGUAAAAGCUUCUGUUGGAAAUAAUCAUACUUUAGCAGAACAAUCUUUUUGCACAUGAAGACCUCAAACACCAUCGUUUGCAACCUGGGCACUCUGUUUUUAUUGGAGACAAUAUCUCCAUAAACACUCUUCAACCUCGCUGGAAAGGCCCCCGUCAGAUCUUGUUAACCAACCCUUGUGCUGCUAACUUCCAUGGAACAGACAGAUUCACAUGUCACAUCUAAAGAAAACACCAGCCUUGGCUAGUGUAGCCAGGUUAGAGCAUUGUCCUAUAACCAAAAGACUGCGGGUUUGAUUCCUGGUCAGGGCACAUACCUAGAUUGUUUGACUGCCCCCACAUCCCUGUCUGGGUAUGUGUGGGAUUCAG